Molecule: messenger RNA, 1215 nt
Organism: Fraxinus pennsylvanica
Lineage: Eukaryota; Viridiplantae; Streptophyta; Magnoliopsida; Lamiales; Oleaceae
Source: the annotation of a GenBank genome assembly
AUGACAAUGAAGUUCACUGUGAAGGCAUGGAGCAAUGGCAGAGCCCGGGCAGGCCUUCUCCAGCUGGGAAGCUGCGAGCUAGAAACUCCAGCUCUCCUCCUCACUACCCGUAAAGGCCUGCCCGUUUUCAUUUCACCUGACCUCAUGCCUUCUCUUCCUUCCCCCGACUCUCGCCUACUCCAAUUCAGCCCCUUCCACUUUUUAGAUACCAUUUCUCCGAAAACUUUGUCUGAAGUAGGUGGGCUGCACCAGAUGCUUGGUUUGAAAGAACAUAUAUUUGUCGCCGUUCCAAGGGAUUCCAUUUUGUCCCUUCCAGAUUAUGGGAGUACUAACAGGAUCGGUGCAUCUUUCGAGACUCCUUGUGGUCGACGCCUGAUAAAGCCAGCGGAAUAUAUGCAAAUGAUAUCUUCAAUGAAGCCAAAUAUGUGGGCCACGUUGGCAGAUGAAGUGCCUGCUUGGGUUUCAGAGAAGAGGAACAGGACCUCAGUUGACCGUACAGUGAGAUGGAUGAACGAUUGCAUUACCUCAAAUUUGGCUACCACUUCAGGUGGUGCUGUUUUUGGAUCCAUUGUGGGAGGUUCUAGUGUAGAAGAACGCCAACGUUGUGCACAAGAAGUUGCCCAGCAAAAUGUAUCAGGUUAUCAUAUUGGCGGCUUUGGCCUUGGAGAGAGUAUGGAGGAGCGCCCUUCCCUCCUCAGUGCUGUUACAGAUAUUUUACCAGAGGAAAAGCCACGACAGAUAAGUGGCCUGGGACUUCCAGAGGAAGUUUUGCAGGGUGUUGCUGCAGGCAUUGACAUAUUUGAUUCUGCGUAUAUUUACCAUAUUACGCUAGGAGGCUUUGCACUUAUAUUUCAUCCAGAGAAAACCAGGAGAAAUGAUUACGAUGAUCAACUAUGUGAUACUAGCAGUGAUGACACAAAGAUUAAUCUCAAAGCAACCAUUUACCGAAAAGAUUCGUCGCCAAUUGUUGAGGGUUGCAAUUGUUACACGUGCCAGAAUCAUACGAAGGCAUAUAUAAAUCACUUGCUUAACGUUCAUGAAAUGUUGGCUCAGAUUCUACUAGAAAUACAUAACACUCACCACUAUCUGGGAUUCUUUCGGUUGAUAAGAGAAGCGAUUAAAGAAGGAAGAUUUGAUCAAUUCCGGGAAAAGUUCAUCAGGAGUAGACGCGACCAUAUCUUCGAUACUGCUGCUGCUGCUGCUGUAAGUGCAUGA